AUGUCUCGAAUCGAGGAGAAUGCGCCAAGAAACAUGUCGACUUCUGCCUCUGUUCAGAAUCUGAACAACGAGCGAAACCUGCUGAUACCCUCGGAAAACAUGAGUACCGACACCCUAGAUUCCGGCAAUCUCAUCGACACCGCUACGGCCAUGUCCGCUCUCGUGGAUAUCCUUGACGGCCAGCCUACUACGCCGCCCUCCCUCUACAUCGACCUCGAGGGAGUCAACCUUUCCAGACAUGGCACUAUAUCCAUUCUUCAGAUCUACGUUCUGCCCCGUCGCCAGGCAUACCUCGCCGACAUCCACAUCCUCGGUGAAAAAGCGUUCUGCGCCCCCAGUUCGGCCACAGGUCGUACCUUCAAGGACAUCCUAGAGUCAGAGACCAUCCCCAAGGUCUUCUUCGACGUCCGAAACGACUCAGAUGCGUUGUUCACCCACUUCCAGAUCCGUCUCGCCGGCGUCCAGGACCUGCAACUGAUGGAGCUCGCCACGCGCACGUUCCCGCGGAGGUUCGUCUGCGGGCUGGCCCGGUGCAUCGAGCGCGAUGUCUCUCUGAGCGCAACGGAGAAGAGUUCCUGGCUGGCCACCAAGGAGCGAGGCACCAGGCUUUUUGCGCCCGAGCGUGGGGGAAGUUACCAGGUUUUCAAUGAGCGGCCUCUCCAUGUGGAAAUCCGGCUCUACUGCGUUCAAGAUGUCCAUCUCCUCCCUAGGUUGUGGGCGCACUAUGACGGUAAGCUCACAGGAGUUUGGGAAGGGAGAGUGCGUGAGGCUUCGCGGGAUAGAGUGGCACUGUCUCAGACGCCUGGCUUCAACGGCAAAGGACAGCAUAUGGCACUGGCACCAGCUGGUUGGUCUUGGCUGUAAUCUGGUUGGUUCUAAAAGCUGUGGGCAUUCCGGCAAUCUUCUGUAGCACUGUCGCUG
Molecule: messenger RNA, 921 nt
Organism: Podospora pseudocomata
Lineage: Eukaryota; Fungi; Ascomycota; Sordariomycetes; Sordariales; Podosporaceae
Exons: 2
Coding region: 1-864 (287 amino acids)
Biological process (GO): nucleobase-containing compound metabolic process
Molecular function (GO): 3'-5' exonuclease activity; nucleic acid binding
Source: RefSeq, a predicted model, not a curated record